AUCGAUAUAUCCUUAAAAAGUUUAGAUAGUCGCCAACACUAUUUUUUGGUUAAAUAAUCUAUGGCAGGAUUCUGUAUGAAUCGGUUUUUUCUGUCGUUUAAACAAGCGUGUGUGACACGCAGUUUUAGAUUCAAUCACAGCCCGGCUGCAACUCAUUAUGACAUUAUUAUUUCGGGUGGUGGUAUGGUAGGAUUUGCAAUGGCCUGCAGCUUAGGUAGGAAUAGCUGUUUAAAGAACAAAAGGAUUUUGUUGUUGGAGUCAUCAAAUUACAAAGAGUUGAAUCUGACAGCUUAUAACCAUCGUGUGUGUUCUCUAAACUUAAAUUCCAAAUUGCUACUUGAGUCUUUAGGUGCUUGGCAACAUAUUGUUAAUGCUCGUUAUUCUCCUGUGAAGAAGAUGCAGGUUUGGGAUGCAGGCUCAGAUGCAGUAAUAACAUUUGGAAGGGCUAAUUUGAGUGAAGAAAUUGCUUGGAUUGUAGAAAAUGAUGUUAUUCAAGAUUCAUUAGUGAAAGAAUUACACCACAAAAAUCAAGUAGAUGUGCAGUAUCAAUCUAAGGUAAUUAACUACAAGCUCCCAAAACAUGCAGAUGAUGCAGUCCAUGUUACUCUUGAAGAUGGUUCUCAUAUCACCACAGAUUUAAUAAUUGGGGCAGAUGGUUACAACUCGGGGUUACGGCAAGCUAUGAAGACGCAGUACAUCAUGCAUGAUUAUAAUCAAAUGGCAGUCGUUGCCACUCUUCGCAUCUCGGAGAGCACGGAAAAUGUCACAGCUUGGCAAAAAUUUCUACCAUCCGGUCCCAUUGCUAUCUUACCGUUGAGCAACGAUCUUAGUUCACUCGUGUGGAGUACAGAUAAAAAAUCGGCCCAACAUUUACUGCAUUUACCUCAAGAAAUCUUUACGGACCAGAUUAACCAAGCUAUUUGGAGUAACCAAGACAAGAAUCGUAUGGCCCAAAACGUCACAGAAAAAUUUUUUCAAUUGUUGAAAGUGUGCCGCAUUAAUUCGAGAGAGGAAAAUGAAACCGAUACUUUCCAGCUUCCACCCAGUGUAGUCGGCAUAGAAGGACAUCAAGCAGCUUUCCCUUUGAGUUUUGGCCAUUCGGUUAAUUACGUUUCUCAUAAGGCUGUUUUGAUAGGGGAUGCGGCUCAUCGAAUACAUCCCCUAGCCGGACAAGGAGUUAACCUGGGCUUCGGAGAUGUUGUUGCCCUUAAUCAAGUAAUUAACGAGGCUAUUGAUAACGGAUCUGACCAUGGAAAUUGUCUCUACCUCCAGAAAUAUCAAUCUAAUCGUCAAUUGAGUAACUUACCCGUUAUGGCAGUAGUUCACGGGUUGCACUUGUUAUAUGGUACAACGUCGCUGCCACAAGUUUUGUUGAGAAGUUUGGGCCUGACCCUUGCUGAUUCAUUAUCUUCUGUUAAAAAAUUUAUGAUUCAAAGAGCUUCAGCUUAGCUUGAUGUAAAAAUAUACGGUUUCCAGUUUGAGAAAGUCUGCCUAAAAAAUGUACGUUGUAGAAAUAUACAGACUUAAGAGUA
This is a messenger RNA of Daphnia magna, 1532 nucleotides long. RefSeq names its product ubiquinone biosynthesis monooxygenase COQ6, mitochondrial. Gene Ontology annotation, molecular function: oxidoreductase activity, acting on paired donors, with incorporation or reduction of molecular oxygen, NAD(P)H as one donor, and incorporation of one atom of oxygen; 2-octaprenyl-6-methoxyphenol hydroxylase activity; FAD binding. Gene Ontology annotation, biological process: ubiquinone biosynthetic process. The coding region runs from base 61 to 1449 and encodes 462 amino acids. The record is from RefSeq and is a predicted model, not a curated record. NCBI's taxonomy places the organism in Eukaryota, Metazoa, Arthropoda, Branchiopoda, Diplostraca, Daphniidae. Gene Ontology annotation, cellular component: mitochondrion. The transcript has 8 exons.